GCAGGUUCUGUCUUUCUGUCGCUCGUUCUCUCCAUCACAUGCACACCUGCUUCCUCUUUAUUUCUCUCUCACACUUUCUCUUCUCUCUCUGUCCGCUCAGUCUCUCUCUCCUCUUCUCUCUCAGUCUGCAUCCUGUAGCCCUGAAGUGCAGUCCUCUCUCUCUCUCCCUACCGCUCUCUCUCCAUCUCUCUCUCUCUGCACCACUUGGAGGAGGAGUCACUGACACACACACUCUCUUUCUCACACACAACCUCUCUCACACACAGUCUGUGUGACCAGCCCAGCCAGCAGCCAGCAGGCCCGUUUCAGAGCAGGGAAGCCCAGGAGAGACCUAUCCCAGGAUGGAUGUACUGAUGAAGGGGUUCAGCAUGGCCAAGGAGGGGGUGGUGGCCGCUGCGGAGAAGACCAAGGCUGGGGUGGAGGGGGCAGCCGCUAAGACCAAGGAGGGUGUCAUGUAUGUAGGUUCAAAGACAAAGGAGGGAAUGGACGCAGGGGUAAACAUAGUUGCUAACCGCGACCAGGCGAACAUCGUCGGGGACCCCACUGCUGGAGCUGACCUCUUACAGGGAGGCAUGGAGAAUACCGGACAAGCGGAGGAGCCUCAGCCUGUAUACGAGGCAGAAUAUGGAGGAGUGGAGCAGGGAGGAGAAGGAGGAGAAGGCGGUUACUAGUAAUUCCAGGGACCUCUUCUCCCCAGCCCUCCGUUGGUCCCUCGCCCUGCUGUUCCAGACUUCCAGAUGUUCUAUUUAUUUUUUUGUGACUUUAUGGAACCAAACCAGAUACAGACUCUUCCAGAUAACUCUAUACACCUCCUGAUACCCCAUGAGACCCUCUUCUGCCCCCCCCCCACCACCACUGUGUUCUGCCCCAUGUAGCUCCCCGCCUUUGUGUCGUUGCUGUCAUGUUGUUACCCCUGGUGUUAUAUUCUCCCUCACACCUCCCAAUACCCUAUCAAGAGACCUGCACACACACACACACACACACACACACACACACACACACACACACACACACACACACACACAGGGUAGAUGUUAUCAGCCGGAUCACUAAGAUAGACGUCUGAAAAGGACCCAGGUGUGUGGAUAUAUGCCUUCGUUGGUGCUCAUCAAAAGAGAAGAAGAAGGAUUGACCAGAUCUGGGCGUGACCUUGUAAUGCUCAGAGCGUGCGGUUCAGAUUACUACGCCACCACAAUUGUUCCAGCAAGCCGCGGAAUUAAUGCGGCACAAAUAGACGUUCAUCCAUAAUACGUCGAAAUCCGAAAGGAAACUCCAGCCAGCAGACAGCUGUGAUGAUUAUUCAGGAUGACAGAACCACAGAGAGAUCAUAUCUGAUUGUAGUGUGUGUGUGUGUGUGUGUGUGUGUGUUAGACUCGUCAGAUAGUAGGGCAGUUCAGGAGUGUUCUGUCCACGAGAGGCUGCUGUAGGGACCCGUGCAAUGAACAGAGUGUGUGUGUGUGUGCAUUUGUUUGGGUAUGUUUGGGUAUGUGUGUGUUAGAGUGUGUUUGAGACAUGCCAGAAAGCAAUACAGGUGUUAUGUUAGUUAGUGUGUCCCUUGUUAGAAAUGACAUAGUCUGAGAGGAAGAAAGUUCCUGCAAAGACUGGGAAUCACACAACAACAGAAGCUAUCAAUAUACGCAGUACUUUACAAUGGAUUUGGUCUAGCCUGGGUGUGGUCUGGGUCUAGUUCUGCCCUGGGUCUGCUGGCAGGGUUGGAAGGGUUGGAAGGGAUGAAAGCAGAACGCGAUACCUGUGGAUCCUGAUGUUGUGAAGGGAAAAUUCCUUGUUAUAGUAAUACCACCGAGCAAUAGUCAGACAGACAGGGGGUUGUCAUAGUAAUACCACCGAGCAAUAGUCAGACAGACAGGGGGUUGUCAUAGUAAUACCACAGAGCAAUAGUCAGACAGACAAACAGGGGUUGGCAUAGUAACACCACCGUGCAAUAGUCAGACAGACAGGGGGUUGUCAUAGUAACACCACCGAGCAACAGUCAGACAGAUGGGAGUUGUCAUAGUAACACCACCGAGCAAUAGUCAGACAGACGGGAGUUGUCAUAGUAAUACCACCGAGCAAUAGUCAGACAGACAGGGGUUGUCAUAGUAAUACCACCAAGCAAUAGUCAGAGAGACAGGAGGUUGUCAUAGUAACACCACCAAGCAAUAGUCAGAGACAGGAGGUUGUCAUAGUAACACCACCGAGCAAUAGUCAGACAGACAAGGGGUUGUCAUAGUAACACCACCGAGCAAUAGUCAGACAGACAAGGGGUUGUCAUAGUAACUCCACCGAGCAAUAGUCAGACAGACAAGGGGUUGUCAUAGAAGAGCAUCCCACACAGGGAAUGCUGGGAAAUGGAUUUUAAAUUCGAUUUUUGAUUCCCACAACAAGAGUCAAUGGUUAACGACAGCUGCUCCUGUCAUCAACCAUCUCAGAACAAGCCUGGGACAGAGUGUGUGUUUGUGUGUGUUAUUUCUUUGAGACCAAUGGAAACUAAUGACUGCAUGUUGCCUUAUUAUGCACUCAAAUUCUCACACACACACACACACACACACACACACCCACACACACACACACACACACACACACACACACACACACACACACACACACACACACACACACACACACAGGUACCUGCACAAACCCCAGAUCCACACACACAGCACACUCAUAAAGCACACAAACAAAAACAUAAACACUCCCACACCACGUUUAAUUUGGCAUUGAAGCGGACUUGUUGAUUUUAUAACCAGUGAAUUAAAGACGGUUUUGUUGAAAUCCAAA
This is a messenger RNA of Oncorhynchus nerka (sockeye salmon), 2781 nucleotides long. RefSeq names its product alpha-synuclein-like. Bases 342 to 671 code for a protein of 109 amino acids. Lineage: Eukaryota; Metazoa; Chordata; Actinopteri; Salmoniformes; Salmonidae. Gene Ontology annotation, cellular component: neuronal cell body; axon terminus; cytoplasm. The transcript has 6 exons. The record is from RefSeq and is a predicted model, not a curated record. Gene Ontology annotation, molecular function: cuprous ion binding. Gene Ontology annotation, biological process: synaptic vesicle endocytosis; synapse organization; chemical synaptic transmission.